Messenger RNA from Oncorhynchus masou masou (cherry salmon), 2772 nucleotides. RefSeq names its product retinol-binding protein 3-like. NCBI's taxonomy places the organism in Eukaryota, Metazoa, Chordata, Actinopteri, Salmoniformes, Salmonidae. The record is from RefSeq and is a predicted model, not a curated record. Bases 1 to 2772 code for a protein of 923 amino acids. Gene Ontology annotation, molecular function: retinol binding; serine-type peptidase activity. The transcript has a single exon. Gene Ontology annotation, biological process: proteolysis.
AUGGCAGGAGGUCGGUUCUCACCAGCACUGCUGGUGCUUCUUUGCCAUGUUCUCUUUGGAAGCUCUUCCUUCCAGCCGGCUCUGGUGCUGGACAUGGCAAAAAUUCUACUCGACAACUACUGCUUCCCUGAGAAUCUGGUCGGCAUGCAGGAAGCCAUUCAGCAAGCCAUCAACAGUGGAGAAAUCCUCAAAAUAUCUGACCGCAAGACCUUGGCAUCUGUGCUGACAGUUGGCGUGCAGGGUGCACUCAAUGACCCUCGACUAACUGUGUCCUUCGAGCCAAACUUUGUCCCGGUGAUGCCGCCCGCCCUCCCUUCUCUCCCCACUGAGCAGCUCAUCCGUCUGGUCAGGAACUCUGUGAAGCUGGAGGUCCUGGAGAAUAACGUGGGUUACCUGAGGAUCGACCAGAUCAUAGGGGAGGAGACGGCCGCCAAGCUUGGCCCGCUGCUCCGGGACAACGUCUGGAACAAGGUUGCCAACACCUCCUCGUUAAUCUUUGACCUGCGCUACAGCACAGCUGGGGAGCUGUCCGGAGUCCCGUUCAUCAUCUCCUACUUCUCCGACCCAGAACCUCUCAUUCACAUUGACACUGUGUUCGAUCGACCCUCCAACACCACUAAGGAGCUGUGGACUAUGUCAUCUAUCAUGGGAGAGCGGUACGGAAAGCGAAAAGACCUCAUUGUAUUAACCAGUAAGCGUACUAUGGGUGCGGCUGAGGCAGUCGCCUACACUCUGAAGCAUUUGAAGAGGGCGAACAUUGUUGGAGAGAGGUCAGCCGGGGGGUCAGUGAAAGUGGAGAAGAUAAGAAUAGGAGAUUCUGGUUUCUACAUCACAAUUCCAGUGGCCAGGUCAGUGAACCCAAUAACAGGCCAAAGCUGGGAAGUGAGUGGAGUAUCUCCCUCUGUAAAUAUCAAUGCCAAGGAGGCUGUUGCUAACGCCCAAAAUCUACUGGCUGUCAGGAGUGCCAUUCCAAGGGCCAUCCAGAGCGUCUCUGACAUCAUCAGGCAGUACUACUCAUUCACAGACAGAGUACCGGCUUUCCUUCAACAUCUGGAAUCCACUGAUUUCUUCUCUGUCAUUUCAGAGGAGGACCUGGCGAAUAAACUCAACAAUGAACUGCAGUCUGUGUCAGAGGACCCUCGUCUGAUGAUCAAACUGACCCAAGAUCACCCGGUUAUCAUUGAGGAAGACUUUGAACCUGAGAACAUACCAGGUGAUCCAGCAUUUCUCAGGAACUUGGUGGAUACAGUCUUCAAAGUACGCAUCCUAACUGGAAACACUGGUUAUCUCCGCUUUGACAAGUUUGGAGACGUGUCAGUGAUGGCCAAAUUAGGAGAGCAGAUUGCCCAAAAAAUCUGGGAGGCCCUCAAAGACACAGAGAAUCUCAUCAUCGACCUGCGAUACAACACAGGCGGGUCCUCAGCUUCCAUGGGCAUCCUGCUCUCCUUCCUCCAAGACCCGUCACAACAGUUCCACUUCUUCACCAUAUACGACAGGAUCCAGAACACCACCACUGAGUUUAACACGCUUUCCGGCCUCCUAGGCCCACCCUACGGCUCGAAACGGGGAGUGUACAUCCUGACUAGUCACUAUACCGCCAGUGCAGGGGAGGAAUUUGCUUAUCUGAUGCAGUCGCUGCACCGUGGCACCCUCAUCGGGGAAAUCACAUCUGGGACCCUGAUGCACUCCAAGUCAUUCCAGGUGGAAGACACAGACAUUGUCAUCACCGUCCCCUUCAUAAACUUCAUAGACAACAAUGGGGAGUGCUGGCUAGGUGGAGGCGUGGUCCCCGAUGCCAUAGUGCUUGCUGAGGAGGCCGUGGACCACGCCCAUGAGAUAAUAGAGUUUCACAAGGAGGUUCUGUCACUGGUGGAGGGGACAGGGGAGCUCUUGGAAGUACACUAUGCCAUCCCUGAGGUCGCCAACAAGGUCAGUAGAGUGCUGCUCACCAAAUGGGCCGAGGGCUCAUAUCGAUCAGUGGUCGACUAUGAGUCUCUGGCAUCCCAGCUAACAGCUGACCUCCAGGAGACGUCAGGUGACCACCGGCUGCACAUAUUCUACUGCGACAUCGAACCCGAGUCUCUGCAUGACAUGCCAAAAAUCCCAACAGCUCAGGAGGUGGGUUACAUCAUUGACACGCUGUUCAAGAUCGAGGUGAUGCCCGGGAACGUGGGCUAUCUGAGGUUCGAUAUGAUGGCAGACAUAGAAGUGAUGAGAGCCAUCGGCCCUCAGUUGAUCAAACUGGUGUGGAGCAAGCUGGUGAACACGGACACAAUGAUCAUUGACAUGAGAUACAACACAGGUGGUUACUCCACAGCCAUACCGCUCCUCUGUACCUACUUCUUCGAUGCUGAGCCCCUGAGGCACCUUUACACCGUCUUUGACCGCUCUACAACCACCAUGACCGAGGUCAUGACCCUGCCUCAGAUCCAGGGUCAGAGGUACGGCUCCACCAAGGAUAUCUACAUCCUCACAAGUCAAAUGACAGGAUCAGCUGCCGAAGUGUUCACGCGGGCCAUGAAGGACCUGAACAGAGUGAAGGUGAUUGGGGAGCCGACCCUCGGAGGGUCCCUGUCCAGCGGCACCUACCAGAUCGGGAACAGUAUCCUGUAUGCUUCCAUACCUAACCAGGUGGUCCUGAGUGCUGUUACUGGGAAGGUGUGGAGUGUCUCUGGGGUCGAGCCACACGUUGCUGCCCAGGCAAAUGAUGCUCUGAGUGUUGCACAGAAAAUCAUUGCAGCCAGGCUUUUAAAUCAAGAUAAAGGGAAAUAG